This is a messenger RNA of Gavia stellata (red-throated loon), 1914 nucleotides long. Its product is annotated as cGMP-dependent protein kinase 1-like. The transcript has 18 exons. Gene Ontology annotation, molecular function: cGMP-dependent protein kinase activity; ATP binding. Lineage: Eukaryota; Metazoa; Chordata; Aves; Gaviiformes; Gaviidae. Gene Ontology annotation, biological process: protein phosphorylation. Bases 1 to 1914 code for a protein of 637 amino acids. The record is from RefSeq and is a predicted model, not a curated record.
AUGGACGAGCGGCUGCGGGAGCUGCGGCUGCAGGAGGAGAGGACCUUCCUGCGGAGCAUGGCGCGGGAGGAGGCCGCGGAGCAGCCCCCCGGCCGGCGGGACAGCCGGGCACCGGCCAUCGUCCCCGAGCCCCUCGACGCCACCCUCUGCGUGCCCAACAGCCCCAAGUCGCACAGGGACCUGGGCCUGAUCGCGGAGGCGGUGGGACGCAGCGAGUUCCUGCGGCGCCUGGGCGAGGGCUGCCCCGAGACGCUGGCCCAGAGCUUUGCCCCCGUCUGGCACGGCCCCGGCGACACGGUGCUGGCCGAGGGCACCGAGGGCACCGCCAUGUACAUUGUGGCAGAGGGGCAGCUCAGCGUGAGCCAGCGGGGCCGGCAGCUCCGCACGCUGGGGCCGGGGGACGUGUUCGGGGAGCUGGCCAUCCUCUACCACUGCAAGCGCACGGCCACCGUGCGGGCGCUCGGCCCCGUGCGCCUCUGGGCCAUCGACAGGCAGCGGUACCGCGCCAUCGCCACCAGCAACGCCAAGCAGCGACGAGCGGAGAUCCUGGGCUCCCUGCGGACGGUGCCCUGGCUGCGGGACCUCUCCGACAGCCACCUCUCCAAGCUGCUGGAUGCCAUGGAGGAGUGCACCUUCGCGCCCGGCCACGUCAUUAUCCACGAAGGGGAUGAGGGGGAAAACUUCUACAUCAUCCUGAAGGGAGAGGUGCGGGUGAGCCGGCGGGUGGACGGGCAGGAGAAGGUGAUCCGCGUCCUGGGUGCCGGCGAGCACUUCGGGGAGCUCUCCCUGCUGCAGAACACCCGCCGGACGGCGUCGUGCCAGGCCCAGGGACACGUCACCUGCAUCACCGUGGCCAAGGAAGACUUCCUCGAGAUCAGCCCCUUCUGCCCCCGGCAGCUCGCGGAGCCGGGCUGGGGGUCCCCGAGCCUGCGGCAGCCCCCGGCACCGGUGCGGCUGGAGGACCUGGUGGCCGUGCGCUACGAGGAGGGGCAGCGGCAGGGCCAGCGCGUCGUCCUGGGCACCGGGGGCUUCGGCAGGGUCGAGCUGGUGCGGUGCCGGGAGCGGCUCUUCGCGCUGAAGCGGAUCCGCAAGGACUGGGUGGUGCGGACGCGGCAGCAGGAGCACGUGCGCACGGAGCGGCGGGUGCUGGCGGGCAACCGCAGCCCCUUCGUCGUGGGGUUUUUCGGCACCUUCCGGGACGGGCAGUAUGUCUACCUACUGCUGGAGUUCUGCCAGGGCGGCGAGCUGUGGACCAAGCUGCGCGAGGUGCGCUGCUUCGAGGAGCCACUGGCUGUGUUCUGCUGCGCCUGCGUGGUGGAGGGCCUCGAGUACCUGCAUGGCCGCGGCAUUGUCUACCGGGACCUGAAGCCCGAGAACCUCAUGCUGGACCAGCACGGCUAUGUCAAGCUGGUCGACUUCGGCUUCGCCAAGGAGCUGGGGCGGGGGGAGAAGACCUACUCCUUCUGCGGGACCCCCGAGUACCUGGCGCCCGAGAUGCUGCGCCAGGAAGGCCACGACUUCGCCAUCGACUUCUGGAUGCUGGGCAUCCUCGUCUUCGAGCUGCUGGUGGGCAGGCCCCCCUUCCACAGCGCCGACCCCCAGAUCUACAGCCGCAUCCUGGACGGCAUCUUCUCCUUCCCCGCCUUCCUCGGCGAGGCUGCCUGCUCCCUCAUCGCCAAGCUCUGCAGGCGCCGUCCGGGGCAGCGCCUGGGGAACACGGCCAGCGGCAUCCGUGGCAUCAAGAAGCACAGGUGGUUCGGGGCCCUGAAUUGGAGGAAGCUCUUGCUGCGGCAGCUGGAGGCACCCACCCUACGGCUCAUCAAGGAGGGACCCCCCUACGUCAACUUCAAGCGUUUCUCGGUCGACUGGACGCCAGCAGAGGACGAGUUCUCGGGGUGGGACGAGGAUUUCUGA